Molecule: messenger RNA, 3465 nt
Organism: Prosopis cineraria
Lineage: Eukaryota; Viridiplantae; Streptophyta; Magnoliopsida; Fabales; Fabaceae
Product: probable LRR receptor-like serine/threonine-protein kinase At1g53440
Exons: 24
Coding region: 120-3203 (1027 amino acids)
Biological process (GO): protein phosphorylation
Molecular function (GO): protein binding; ATP binding; protein kinase activity
Source: RefSeq, a predicted model, not a curated record
CCAACAAUCGAAUUGUCACUCUUGUCGGUCCUUUCUCAUCUUUAUCUCUUUGUUUUAAGCUUCUGGAUCCAUCCCUUUAGCUUUACUCACACCUCAAAACCAACCUUGCUGGCCUUGCAAUGGACUUUGCCAUGUCAUCCUCCAAAGCUCUCUCCCCUUUCUUCUUUGGGUUUCUGCUUCUCUGUCUCUUGCCACACUUUCCAUCCCACGCUCAGCUUAUUCCCCAACAUGAAGUGAAAGCUCUUCAGGCAAUAUCUGAUAAAUGCAACAACGUGAAUUGGAAGGUUACGCAAAGAUCUUGCAUCAAUGCAGUUAAAGGAUUUAACAACUACAUGAUCAACAUGUCCGUGCCCAGUCGUUUCACUCAAAUUGCCAGCAAUGUCACUUGCGAUUGCUCUUUCCAAAACGGCACCGUUUGCCAUGUCACCAAUAUUAUGUUGAGAGGGCUGAAUAUAUCUGGAGUUAUCCCCAAUGAAUUCGGAGAUCUCACCCAGCUGAAUGUACUUGAUCUCACUUACAACUACCUCAAUGGCUCAAUCCCGACGUUUUUCACUCGCAUCCCUAUUACCAAUCUGUCCAUGGUGGGGAAUCGAAUUAGUGGUUCAAUUCCUGCAGAGUUCGGUGAAAUUGCUAGUCUACAGGAGCUGAUCCUCGAAGAUAAUCAGCUAGGAGGACAUCUUCCUCAAAGUCUGGGAAAUUUGAGCGACUUACGAAGAUUACUUCUCUCUGCAAAUAAUUUUACAGGGAUAAUACCAGAAACAUUUGGAAAUCUCAAGAACCUCACUGAUUUUAGGAUAGAUGGAAGCACUUUAUCAGGAAAGAUCCCAAGUUUUAUUGGGAAUUGGACCAAAUGUGUUUGUUUGAAUAUGCAGGGCACAGGCAUGGAAGGCCCAAUUCCUUCUACCAUAUCAUUAUUGAAAAAUUUGAAAGAAUUGAGAAUAUCUGAUUUGAGUGGAGCAACCAUGGAAUUUCCUGACUUAAAGGAUCUACAGAGUCUAGAACGACUGAUAUUGAGAAAUUGCUUAAUUACCGGUCUAAUUCCAAAGUACAUUGGCGAAAUAAAAACCUUAAAGACUUUAGACCUAAGUUUUAACGGGUUGAUUGGUUCAAUCCCUGACUCAUUUCAAGGAUUGAAUUUUAAUCACAUGUUUCUGGCAAAUAAUUAUCUGAAUGGAACAAUUCCAGAUUGGGUGCUGGAGAACAAAUAUAAUAUUGAUUUAUCUUACAACAAUUUUACUGAGGUUUCUGCAUCUAGUUGCCAGAACUUGCUAGUUAACUUAGCUUCUAGCCUUUCAUCUUCAGGAAGAAAUGCAUCCUUUUGCCUGAAGAAGGGCCUACCUUGUCCAGUAACACCUCAGUAUGAUUCGUUGUUCAUAAACUGUGGAGGACCCAAGAUGGAAUUUGAGGGGAAUGAAUAUGAAGAUGAUCUCAAUCAAAAUGGCAUUUCAUACUUUUAUAAUGUAAAAGACAAAUGGGCUUAUAGCAGCACAGGAACAUAUAUGUUUAAUGAUAAAGCUGAUUAUGUAGCAAGUCUAGGAAAAAAUAAGUUUUCUUUGAAUGUCAAUGGCUCAGAAUACUACCAAUCAGCCCGCCUCAGCCCAUCGUCGCUUAAGUACUAUGGCCUAUGUAUGUUGAAGGGUAAUUAUAAAGUAAAGCUCCAUUUUGCUGAGAUAAUGUUUUCUGAUGACCAGACAUAUAGCAGCGUUGGUGCACGCAUAUUUGAUGUUUCAAUUCAAGGUUUUAAAUACUUGGAAGAUUUUGACAUUGCCAAGGAAGCUGGUGGAGCUGGUAAGGGCAUCACUAGGGAAUUCAACAUUGAUGUGAACGAUAGUACGUUGGAGAUCCAUUUAUACUGGGCAGGGAAAGGAACUACUGCAAUUCCCACUAGAGGUGUAUAUGGACCUCUAAUAUCUGCCAUCACUGUGACCCCAAACUUCAAAGUUCCUCCAGAAAGGUUCUCUGCUGAUGACCAAAAAGGAGAAAAAGGGUUCUCUGCUGGAGCUAUCAUUGGAAUUGUGGUUGGAUCAUGUGUAUUCCUCAUACUGGUGGUACUCAUUAUCCUUCGAAAGAAUGGUUUCCUUUGGGGGAAAGAUCGACAAGACAUAGAUCUUAAGGGCUUGGAUCUUAAAACUGGCAUAUUUACCUUAAAGGAAAUCAAAGUAGCAACCAACAAUUUUAAUGCUGGUAAUAAGAUUGGAGAAGGAGGGUUUGGUCCUGUUUAUAAGGGCAUUCUCCCAGAUGGCAAAACAAUUGCAGUUAAGCAACUAUCUGCUAAAUCAAGGCAAGGGAAUCGUGAAUUUCUAAAUGAAAUAGGCAUGAUUUUUGCUUUGCAACACCCUUGUCUCGUUAAGCUUUAUGGCUGCUGUGCUGAAGGAGAUCAGUUGUUGCUCGUAUAUGAGUUUAUGGAUAACAAUAGUCUUGCUCGUGCUUUAUUUGGCCCGGAAGAACUCCAGUUAAAAUUGGAUUGGCCAACAAGACACAAGAUUUGUAUUGGGAUUGCUAGAGGUUUGGCUUACCUCCACGAAGAAUCAAGAUUUAAAAUUGUUCAUAGAGACAUCAAGGCCACUAAUGUGUUGCUUGAUAAAGAUCUCAAUCCCAAGAUAUCUGAUUUUGGUUUGGCCAAGCUUUAUGAGGAGGAAAAUACCCACAUUAGCACCAGAAUUGCUGGAACUCGCGGUUACAUGGCUCCUGAAUAUGCAAUGCAUGGAUAUUUGACCAAGAAAGCAGAUGUUUAUAGCUUUGGGAUUGUUGCAUUGGAAAUUAUCAGUGGCAAGACCAACACCGCUCAAAAGUCAGAGGAAGAAUGUUUUUAUUUGCGUGAUUGGGCGCACCAAUUGAAAGACGGAGGUAAUGUGAUGGAUCUGGUGGAUCCAAGGCUGGGUAAGGCCUUCAACAGAGAGGAAAUAAUGGUUGUGAUUGAUGUGUCUCUCCAAUGCACUGAGAACUCUCCAGCACUAAGGCCUACUAUGACUGAAGUUCUCAGCAUUCUUGAAGGCAGGCUUGCUGUUCAGGAGGUAGUUUCAAAUGAAACUGAGAUUAUGGAUGACUUGGAAUUGAAAUCGUGGAAGAAAAAAGAAGCUGAUAAAGAUGGGACUGAUGGUGCGAUGAACUUGUCAAGCCAUGAGUCUCAGACUACGUCUAAAUCCUUUUCAGAUCUCUAUCCACUGAAUAAAUAUUCGUCUUUUUGGGAGAAAACGAACUAGCUCCAUGUCUCAAACAUGGCCUCCUCACGUACGUUAAACAUGUUAAUCUUGCCACAGUUAGAUGAUAUAUAUAUAUAUAUAUAUAUCACGUUGAUAUUGUGUAAGUUCUCUUGUGCUGCCACACCCUGAUAUAUUUCUUAGAACUUGAUAAGUAUCUGGAACUGGGAGACGUGGAUUAAGAAUCUAAUUGAGCUUUGUAUUAAACUGUAGAAUUGUUGGUCCUGUUAACCUCCCAUGUCUCUUUUAUAUUGUUUUGUAACAA